UCUUUCUUUUUUUCGGCACACAACCUCUGUGCCAAAGCGAAGACGCGCACGCACACAACACAACACAACACUCUCUCACACACGCGGUGCGUGGCUGGGAGCAGAGCGCUGUAGGAGGGAAGACGGACGAGCCACGCAUCCGCAUCACCGAGGAGGGUGGCGCGGUGGCAUCGCCUGCAGGAAUCCAGUUGUAAAGUCCACACGGGAGGCGAAAAAUACGCUGAGAGGAGACGCGUCAAGAAGGAGCUCGGUCAUUAACCAAAGAUUACCUUGUCGGCACAGAUACACCAGGAGGAAAUAGUAAUAAUAAAUAAUAAAAAAAAAAAAAAAAAAAAAAAAAAAAAACGGAAGGGGAACAACACGCUUCGGAUAAGUUCAGAAGAAACCCGACUGGAGAUGAAUACCAGCGAUGCCAAGGAGUAUCUCGCACGGCGGGAGAUACCUCAACUAUUUGAGAGCCUCCUGACAGGUUUGAUGUACUACCGCCCCGAUGACCCCAUCGACUACUUGGAGGGCUGUCUGAAGAAAGUCAGGGAGCUCGGAGGACCGGACAAGGUGCGGUGGGAUACGUUCGUGGGUCAGGAGAAGAAGUCUCUCCCGCCGCUCAACGGAGGCCAAUCGCGCAGAUCCCUCUUCAGAAAUGUGUUGCCCGACAGCCCCAAUUUUCCCUACAGACGCUACGACCGCCUCCCUCCCAUCAGCCAGUUCUCCAUCGAGAGCGACUCGGACCUGUCGGAGACGGCGGAGCUCAUAGAGGAGUACGAGGUGUUCGAUCCGUCCAGGCCGCGACCCAAAGUCAUCCUCGUCAUCGGUGGCCCUGGCAGUGGCAAAGGAACACAGAGCCUGAAGAUCGCCGAGCGCUACGGCUUCCAGUACGUGUCCGUGGGCGAGCUGCUGAGGAAGAAGAUGAUCCACAACGCCACCAGCAACAGAAAGUGGAGCCUGAUCGCUAAAAUCAUCACCAACGGAGAGCUGGCACCACAGGAGACCACAAUAACUGAGAUAAAGCAGAAGAUUAUGAAGAUCCCAGACGCCAGCGGCAUCGUCAUAGACGGGUUCCCCCGGGACGUCGGACAGGCCCUGUCCUUUGAGGACCAGAUCUGCACUCCUGACUUGGUGGUGUUCCUGGCCUGCACCAACCACCGCUUGAAGGAGAGGCUGCAGAAGAGAGCCGAGCAGCAGGGGCGACCAGACGAUAACCCCAAGGCCAUCGACCGCCGCCUGACCAACUUCAAGCAAAACACCAUUCCUCUGGUCAAAUACUUCCAGGAGAGGGGCCUUAUUGUUACGUUGGACGCUGACCGGGAUGAGGAAGAGGUUUUCUGUGACAUCAGCAUGACUCUGGACAGCAAGCUGUUUCCCUCCAAGGAGCCGGCAGCCGGUCCCAGUGAGCUGGAUCUCAGUAUUCUUGGUGAAACAAGCGGCCUGGCAGACGUUGCCUGCAAAUACCAUGAGGAUGAAGAGGAGACAGAAGCCGGGUUUACUGAGGGAGCAACAGAAAAUUAUUGUACAGAACAGAAGAAACCAAAGGUCAUUUUCAUGAUGGGUGGUCCAGGCUCAGGUAAGGCUCUGCAGUGUGAGCGGAUGGAGGAGCGGUUCGGCCUGCGCCGCGUCACCCUGGGCGACCUGCUGUGCACCGAGCUGCAGUCUCACAGCGACAGAGGGCGCCACCUGCGGGGCGCUCUGGAGAGAGGAGAGCCGCUGCCCGAGGAAACACUGCUGGAGCUGCUGUGCGACGCGGCGGCGGCGGCGGUGCGGCAGGGAAAAGGUCUCGUGAUCAGCGGCUUCCCAAGAGACCUGAGACAAGCGGAGGAGUUCGAGGCCAAGAUGGGGGAACCCAGCGCGGUGCUCCUGCUGAACUGCUCACCCGACACCAUGUCCAGUCGUCUGCAGUGUCGCAGGGGAUCCUCCGGCUCCGACGGCGCCUCCAGCAGAGAGAGCGCCCUGCACAGGAGAGCGGAGAGCUUCAGCAGCGACAGCCAGGCGGUGGCAGCUCACUACGAAAGCAAAAGGCUCCUGCACACGAUCGACGCCGAGCGGUCGCCGGAUGACGUGUUCGCACAGAUCUGCCAGUCCGUGGCGCCCCACUUCUGACUUCUACAAUCGACAUCUGGCCAUAGCUCUGCAGUCCGGGAGGUCCAUCCAAGGAGACGCCCCCCCCCCCCCCCUUUCAUUCUCUCUAUCCCUCCCCCAUCACCCCGACCAGACUCACCCACACAAGCUCACACCUGCACCAGACAGUCGCUCAUUGAACUCCAGUGGUAUGCAUGUCUCACGUGUAUUCUGCUUUUGACACUUUUGACGAACAACCCGGUCGUCCGCUUCAAACUACUCGCGUCCCUCUUACUCUCUCCUCUCUUUCACGUCCAUCUCGAUAUACGCUGCCGACGGCCAUAACCGAAGGCAGACAACUGUACUGAAAGAAUCUCCUGCUGUGACUGAGAGCAUGCUGAAUGUGAAGUCUCUCAAGGUUUUUUUUUUUCUCCCCAUGCAGUAUCGAACUUGUCCACGCUCUCAUGCGCAGCACCCGUGCUUUAUAUCGUAACAAGCAUGCAAGAAUUACAAUUAAAGCUUCACAGCCUUGAAUUUAACAAAAAAAAAAGAAAAAAAAAAGCAGUAAGAGUAUUAACUGCUUUUUGUAUGUUUACAAGCUCAUGGUACAGGUGCGUGUUUCGAGUCUGGUGUUUAACAUUCAAUAAAAGCCAGUGCAUUUGCUAAACUUUU
Mugil cephalus (flathead mullet) is the source of this 2724-nucleotide messenger RNA. RefSeq names its product adenylate kinase 5 (gene ak5). The record is from RefSeq and is a predicted model, not a curated record. NCBI's taxonomy places the organism in Eukaryota, Metazoa, Chordata, Actinopteri, Mugiliformes, Mugilidae. The transcript is spliced from 14 exons. Gene Ontology annotation, cellular component: cytoplasm; cytosol. Gene Ontology annotation, molecular function: nucleoside diphosphate kinase activity; ATP binding. Gene Ontology annotation, biological process: nucleoside triphosphate biosynthetic process. Bases 397 to 2094 code for a protein of 565 amino acids.